Molecule: messenger RNA, 10628 nt
Organism: Carassius gibelio (silver crucian carp)
Lineage: Eukaryota; Metazoa; Chordata; Actinopteri; Cypriniformes; Cyprinidae
Gene: akap12a
Product: A kinase (PRKA) anchor protein 12a
Exons: 4
Coding region: 250-9369 (3039 amino acids)
Biological process (GO): signal transduction; regulation of protein kinase C signaling
Cellular component (GO): cytoplasm
Molecular function (GO): protein kinase A binding
Source: RefSeq, a predicted model, not a curated record
AUUGUACUAGAGGUUGUCCCUCGGUCAUCCCGGGACUCCUGUUCUCUCUCCCACUGAUGCGUUGAGGCGUGCCAAUGUGUUCAUGUGAUGCAGGCAGGAUGUGUCCUAAAAGAGUUUGCAACGAGCUCAACGGCAUCACUUCUGAGUCUGACCACCGUUCAGCACUCAUCUACAGGUAUUCCCCCUUUUGCUUGCAGUUGAAUCGGGUGAAAGGAAAGAGACCGAAGAGAACGAGAGAAGGAUUGUGAAAUGGGAGCUACGGCAUCCUCCGCGCAACGGGACAGCAGAUGUGAGGAGGACACAGCGGUGGAGGAGCUCCCUGCAGCGGAGAGCGAUGCUCGGGACGACGCCGGUGCUGAUAACAAGUUAUUACAGAAAAAUGGCCAGAUCUCCAGUUUGAAUGUAAAGACAAGCAACCAUGCAGAUGAAUUAAAUGGCAACUUUGAGGAGAGAGUACUUGCAGAUGUUGGCUCAGGGUUUGUUACUCUGAAAGAAGAUGGCACAGAAACAAUUGAAGACAUCCAGGAAAUGGAUGCUCUUCAACCAGUAAUGAAGAAUGAGAGCACAGAGAUGGUUGAUGCAGAUAGUGUGACUGUGAAGGAGGAAACUGAGGAGGAUGAUAUCAGUGAAGUUGGGUUCAAAAAAAUCUUCAGAUUUGUUGGAUUUAAGUUUACCCUAAAAAAAGACACAUGUGAAAACACUGAAUCAGAUGGACAAGCAGAAAAAGUUACAAGUCCCUCAGAGGACUCCAGUGACACCCAGGAGAACAGUACAGUAGCAGCAAAUGAAAACACACCUGCUGAGACACGAGAAAUUGAGGUGUCUUCCCAGCCUGAUGCAGCUGAACCCUCUCAACAAACAGACAAUGAAAAAGAGCUGGAUCAGGACAUAAAGAUAGUGGAACAUCAUGUGGAGGACACACCUGAGAAAGAACUGGAAAAAGAAGGAAGUCCUGAGCUGGAGGAACCAAUUUCACCAAUCAAGCAAUUCUUUACACAAGGAAUUUUUGCCAGUUUGAGAAAGAAAAAGAAAGAAGAGGAAAUGCUAAAAGAGAGUAAGGAAGACGAAAUCAAGAGAAUUGAGAGAAUGGGUUUAGAAGAGGCCAAAAAAGAAGACAGUAAAUGUAUAUGCCUUGAUAUCCCUCAUAUUACAUCAGAGGAAGAAAAAGAUACACAGGAGAAAGACAAUGACACAUUGUUACCUGAAGGAGAGUUUCAGAAUUCUCUAGAGAAAGAUAAGGUACAAGGAAGUCCACUUAAAAGACUUUUCAGGAAAUUUUCCACAAAAAGGCAGCGAGAAAGUAAAUCUGCAGAAAAGGUGAUUGAGGCAGAAGAACAAGUCUCUGAACACCCAAAACCAUCCUUGGAAUUGACAGAGCUCGCAGAAGUGGAGGAACCAGUGGUUGGGGAACCAAAACCUGAUGAAGAGGAGCUGGUGGCUAAUGUAAGCCCUCAAGAGACCAAAAAGAAACCUGACACCACCGCUUCCUGGGAGGCACUGAUUUGUGGUGGUUCUGCUAAAAAAAGAGCUAGAAAAACAAAUGAGGAUGAAACACCAGAGAAAAGAGAAGUAUAUGAAAAAGCAACUGACUCUCCAUUGGGAAGUUCAACAGAGGGGGAUUAUGAUCAUCUCACAUCAUCUAAUGAACAAAGUGGAAGUCCUGCUGAAGAAGAGAUGGGAUCCACAUGGAAGACGUUAAAAAAAAUGGUCAUCCAGAAGAGAAAGGUCAGAACUGGAGAAAAUAGUACCCCUGAGCAGAUACCUUCAGAUAGUGAGAUGAACAAAGACGAACCGUUUACUAUGAAGAAACUCAUUCCAGGGCAUAAAAAGAGAAAAUCAGAUGAAAGCAAAGACCAGACAUCGUCCGAUGGGGCUGCAAAGGAUCAUAAAACAGGUGAUGAAGAUGAUGAGACCCCAGCUAUUAUUCCUCUGUCUGAGUAUGAAAUAAUUGAGCCUGAAAGUCUGAAGGAGUUGCAUGAGCAACAAGUUGAAAUCACAAUAGAACAUGAGAUGCCAGAGAUGGCUUCACCAGUGUUAGAACAAGACACAUCUGAUAACUUGUUGCCAAAAGUUGCAGCUACAGUUCCAAUUAACACUGGACCAACAGUCAUAUGUGGAUUACCAGAAGACUUUGAAGAACUUACAGACUUCUUGAGCAAACAUCAGCAACUGAGUGAUAUUCCAGAAGAAGGCAUCAUUGAGGAAAGCAUUGAAACACCAAAAUCCUCUGCUGAGUGGACAACACAGGAUGACACCUUAGCUGAGGACAUUGUGGAGUUGACAGCAGAUGCGGUCACUGCCCCAGAACCAUCAAGUGAACAAUUUAUUGGGGAUGACACUACUGAAAUGGUCUCGGCAGUCUCGCAACUAACCAAUUCACCCAGGUCAUCUGGGCAUUUUACACCAGUGUCAGCUGAAUAUGGCUUACAAACACCAGAUGUGAUCCUACAGGAAGCUAUUCAAUCUAUCUGCAUGACUCCAAGUGUUCAGUCAGUAACUACAAAAGAUGAAAGCCAAGAAUCUCUGGCCAUAUCAUUUUCACCUUAUAUUGUGCAGUCCUCCACAACAGAGGAAACAAAGGUUUUGGUUGCACAUAAGAAAACUGAGGCAACAGCAAUAUGUACAGGACUGGAAUCUCAAGAAAUAGAAUCUGUUGAAGAACAUCUCCCUGCACCCUUAGUGGAGGUAAUACCUGAAGUAAGUGAUGCUGUCCCGACUGAAUUAGUCUCUGAUAACUUUAAAAAUGAAACUGAAGUUGCAGGACUUUGGACAGAUGAGGUCUAUGAGGCUGAAAUUAAGAAACUAAAGACUGAGUAUCAGGAAUUAAUUGUAAGUGAAAAGGAAUCUGCCACUGAAACUGAGCUAAGUGUAGAGCAAGUUAUUCCGUUAGUGGCAGAGCCUCUUGUGGGAGAAUCAGAGGAGACUCAUAUGGAGAAACAAAGAGAGGAAUGUACAACUAGUAUUGAACUCAGACAGGUAAUUGAGACAAUGCAAAGUGAAGCUGGGCUGGAACAGGUUAUGUCAGAUUACACCCAUGAUCCUGAAACAGAGUGUCCACUGCAUUCAGUGUUAGAGGAACCUGUAUAUGAACAACCAGUAGCGGCUGAACCUGAAAAAGACCUCACGCUUUCAGAUGUUAAAUUGUUCGUUGCUGAGUAUGAUCAACCUGCAUCAACUGAAUUAGUUGAGACUUCGACACAAGGUGAUACAGACAUAAGUAAAGAAGUCAAAGAAAUAGAAAUUAAUGCUUCUGCUGUGGAGUGUCUGGAAGUCACAGCGACUGAUAGUAUUAUAAGUCCAAUUCCAGAUCACAUACAGGCAGAGACACUGGGGUUAGAAGGGAGUUUAAAAUUAGAAGCAGCUGAAUCAAUGCAAGUUGAAGCCUGUGAAAUACAAUUUGACAUAAAAGAUGCAGUCUUAUUAGCAGGUGAUUCAGCAGUGGCUGUGGAGGACAUCAGUGGGAAAAUACAAGAAAAAGAUUAUGAACAAACGGCACAGCAGGACAUUAAGGAAAUACAUGUAGAAGAAGAAACAGGGGAUGAUGUUGCUUCAGAAGCUGUUAAAAAUAUUUCAGAAGCUGGAGAUGAAUCAUUAGCCAGAGAACAGCUGCCAGCCAAGGGGGUGUCACUUCCAGAACCAGUAUUAGUUGAAGAGACUGAAGAGCACCAGAAAGAAGACACUAAAAUGCAUUUGGAUGAUAAAGUGGAAGAUGGAACGGAUGGGAUUUUUGUGAAAGAGGAAGAGGAACAUGCAGUGAAGGAAGGGCAGCCUCUGACAAACACUGGCAGCAAUGAAACUCCUAUUUAUGAAUCUCCUGAAAUAAUUGUUGAUCCAGGAAGUGAAAUUGGAGAGAUGGUUUAUAAAAUAAGAGAACACACAGUUGUUUCAGCAUUUUCAAAAGAUUUAUCUGAGCACACAGAAACACCAGAAUUGCCUCACACUAGGUCUGAAGUCAUACAAAUACCGCUAGAAAUAGUAUUGCCAGAAGUUGAAGCAGAACCUGUAGCACCAGAAAUUGCACAACCAGCAACAACAGAGAAUAUUAAAACUGGUAAAGUUUUAGAAAUGGUUGCCAUUAUUGAGAACACAACAAAACAAUCUGGGAAAGAGAAGCCUAUGGUACCUGAACCAGUAACACAGGUUCUUUCAAAAUCUAAGCUACCAAAAGCAACAGAACAAGAGGGUGAAGAAAUAGAUGGUGACCAGUCCCCAGCAAUGACAUCAUCAGAAAUGAAAGAAAUUGCAGUUCCAGAAGAAAAAGAUACAAUGGCUGUUGCUCCCAAACCAGAACCAGAAGGGGUUGAUUCAGAGAUGACUAUGAUUAAAAUACCUACCAUCACAGUGCUGGCACAAAAUUAUACUGCUGCAGAAACAGAGGUUAGUAAUAUGAGUGAAAAGGAGAAUGAAGAAGAUGAAAAUGCUAGUCUAAAAUGUGAAUCUCUUGAACAGGUUACAGAAAAGAUACUGUCAAAUGAGUUGCAUGUAGACAAGACAGAAAUUAAAGAUGAAAUACCUGCAGUAAUCGAAAUAACAACCAUUGCACAAGAAUCACCACUGACCUCUGAAGUAACAGCAAAAACACCAGAAGUUGCUGUUUCUGAGAUACAGUCAGAAGUAGUCAGUGAACUCAGGGCUGAGACACUUGAAGUGAGAGAACCAAAGGUAGAAAUUCCUGUGGUAUCAGAAGUGAAAGUAGAGACAGCUGUAGUAGCUGAGCUGGAAGUGGAGACACCAGUUGUCACCUCAGUGGCUAAAGAACUUGAAUUAGAAACACUAGUGGUUACAUCUAUGGCAAAAACAACUGAUACCAAUAAUUCCGCUGUUACAUCACAAAAUCAAAACAUAGACUCUGACACAUCAGUGUUAACAACGGUGAUCAAAGAGCAAGUAGUGGAGAUUCCCACUGUUAUUUCUGUGGUAGUGACACCAGCUACACCUUUAGAUGAAUUAACACCAGUUGUAACUCUAGGCAAUGGGUCAAAGGAUGUACCUCCUGUAAAAGAGACACCUGUCGAAACACUAAAUGUCGAAUCAGUGAUUGUGAAGACUGCUGUGUCCCCAGUAGUAGAGAUACAGAAUGUGAUUCCAGUGGUAGCAACACCAGAUCUUGGUUCAGUAAUAGUAACAGAAGCUGCAUCUCCAGUGGUAAGUACAGGAACAGUGACUACUAAAAUAGAAGAAACACCAGUUUUGAGCACCGUUGUAGAAACACCUGUUUUUUCUGUCACAGAAGUAAAAUCAACUCCAGCUACAGUAGAGAAAACAGUAGUGUCCCCUGUAUUACAGAUCCCAGCCACAGUAACAUCUUUUGUGGAGACUCCAGCUGUUGAUUCAGUCAAAGAAACUGUACCUCUAGAAGAGGUUACACUAGAUGUGACCUCAUUUGCAGAAACACAUGUAAGCCAAGUAAUUGAAACUCUCAUUGUCUCCGUCACAUCAGUAAAACCAACUGUAGUGGAAAUGGCAAAGACACCAGACACUGAGAUGCCAGCUAUGAGUUCAAUGACAGUGGCAGAGGCUGUAUCUCCUGUAGUAGGUACAUCAUCUGGAACUCCAGUAGCAUCAGAAACAAUUAUGAUCCCAGAAGUAAAAACUUCAGUAGUAACUUCAGCCGCAGAGACAUCACUUGUGACACCAGCAGUAGAAACACCAGCUCAGAUUUCAGUAAUUGCAACAAAUGCAGCACCUCCAGUAACUCCAGCAGCAACUGCAGCAUCAGAAACAUCAGAAGCUGUAGAAACAGCUAUUGUAGAGUCACCUCCAGUUGCAGUGGUUGAGACACCAGUUGUGACCCAAGUGGUAGAGACACUAGGUAAGGUUUUAGUGAUGGUAACAGAGACUGUCCCUCUGGUAGAUGUUUCAGAAGAAACUGCAGCAGUAGAAACACCUGUUGAGUUCCCAGUAUUACAAACUUCCGUUGUUAAUUCAGCUCCAGUUGCAGAGGAUAAGACACCACUUGUGACCCCAGUUGUGCAGACAUCAGGUCAGGUUUCAGUGAUUGUAACAGAGAGUGCACCUCCAGUAGAUGUUUCUGCAGUAACUUCAGCAGUAGAAACACCUGUUGUAAUCCCAGUAGUAGAAACUCCCAUAUUAAAUUCAGCUCCAGUUGCAGUGGAUCAGACACCAGUUGUGACCCCAGUGGUACAGACACCAGGGCAGGUUUCUGUUAUGGUAACAGAGACUGCACCUCCAGUAAAUGUUUCAGUAUUGACUGCAGCAGUAGAAACACCUGUUGUGAUCCCAUUAGUAGAAACUUCUAUUGUAAAGUCAAAUCCAGUUGCAGUGGUUGAGACACCAGUUGUGACCCCAGUGGUACAGACACCAGGUAAAGUUUCAGUUAUGGUAACAGAGCCUGCACCUCCAGUAGUUGUAUCAGUGGUUACUGCAGCAGUAGAGGCACCUCUUUUAAUCCCAGAAGUAGAAACUCCUAUUGUAAAGUCAACUCCAGUUGCAGUGGUUAAGACACCAGUUGUGACUCCAGUUGUGCAGACAUCAUGUCAGGUUUCAGAAAAGGUAACAGACACUAUACCUCCAGUAGUUGUUUCAGCAGUAACUGCAACAGUAGAAACACCUGUUAAGAUCCCCUUAGUAGAAGCGCCAGUUGUAAAGUCAACUCCAGUUGCAGUGGUUGAGACACCAGUAGUGACCCCAGUUGUGCAGACAUCAUGUCAGGUUUCAGAAAAGGUAACAGACACUAUACCUCCAGUAGUUGUUUCAGCAGUAACUGCAACAGUAGAAACACCUGUUAUGAUCCCAGUAGUAGAAACUCCAGUUGUAAAGUCAACUCCAGUUGCAGUGGUUGAGACACCAGUAGUGACCCCAGUGGUACAGACACCAGGUCAGGUUUCAGAGAAGGUAACAGACACUACACCUCCAGUAUUUGUUUCAGCAGUAACUGCAACAGUAGAAACACCUGUUAUGAUCCCUGUAGUAGAAGCACCGGUUUUAAAGUCAACUCCAGUUGCAUUGGUUGAGACACCAGUUGUGCAGACAUCAGGUCAGGUUUCAGAAAAGGUAACAGACACUACACCUCCAGUAGUUGUUUCAGCAGUAACUGCAACAGUAGAAACACCUGUUAUGAUCCCUGUAGUAGAAGCACCGGUUUUAAAGUCAACUCCAGUUGCAUUGGUUGAGACACCAGUGGUGACCCAGGUGGUACAGACACCAGGUCAGGUUUUAGUUGCAGUAACAGACACUACACCUCCAGUAGUUGUUUCAGCAGUAACUGCAACAGUAGAAACACCUGUUAUGAUCCCAGUAGUAGAAUCACCAGUUGUAAAGUCAACUCCAGCUGCAGUGGUUAAUACACCAGUUGUGACACCAGUUGUGCAGACAUCAGGUCAGGUUUCAGAAAAGGUAACAGACACUAUACCUCCAGUAGUUGUUUCAGCAGCAACUGCCACAGUAGAAACACCUGUUAUGAUCCCAGUAGUCGAAGUGCCAGUUGUAAAGUCAACUGCAGUUGCAGUGGUUGAGACACCAGUUGUGACCCCAGCGGUACAGACACCAGGUAAAGUUUCAGAGAAGGCAACAUACACUACACCUCCAGUAGUUGUUUCAGCAGUAACUGCAACAGUAGAAACACCUGUUAUGAUCCCAGUAGUAGAAGCACCAGUUGUAAAGUCAACUCCAGUUGCAGUGGUUGAGACACCAGUAGUGACCCCAGUGGUACAGACACCAGGUCAGGUUUCAGAGAAGGUAACAGACACUACACCUCCAGUAUUUGUUUCAGCAGUAACUGCAACAGUAGAAACACCUGUUACGAUCCCUGUAGUAGAAGCACCGGUUUUAAAGUCAACUCCAGUUGCAUUGGUUGAGACACCAGUUGUGACCCCAGUUGUGCAGACAUCAGGUCAGGUUUCAGAAAAGGUAACAGACACUAUACCUCCAGUAGUUGUUUCAGCAGCAACUGCCACAGUAGAAACACAUGUUAUGAUCCCAGUAGUCGAAGUGCCAGUUGUAAAGUCAACUGCAGUUGCAGUGGUUGAGACACCAGUGGUGACCCAGGUGGUACAGACACCAGGUCAGGUUUUAGUUGCAGUAACAGACACUACACCUCCAGUAGUUGUUUCAGCAGUAACUGCAACAGUAGAAACACCUGUUAUGAUCCCAGUAGUAGAAUCACCAGUUGUAAAGUCAACUCCAGCUGCAGUGGUUAAUACACCAGUUGUGACACCAGUUGUGCAGACAUCAGGUCAGGUUUCAGAAAAGGUAACAGACACUAUACCUCCAGUAGUUGUUUCAGCAGCAACUGCCACAGUAGAAACACAUGUUAUGAUCCCAGUAGUCGAAGUGCCAGUUGUAAAGUCAACUGCAGUUGCAGUGGUUGAGACACCAGUUGUGACCCCAGCGGUACAGACACCAGGUAAAGUUUCAGAGAAGGCAACAGACACUACACCUCCAGUAGUUGUUUCAGCAGUAACUGCAACAGUAGAAACACCUGUUAUGAUCCCAGUAGUAGAAGCACCGUUUGUAAAGUCAACUCCAGUUGCAGUGGUUGAGACACCAGUAGUGUACCCAGUGGUACAGACACCAGGUCAGGUUUUAGUUGCAGUAACAGAAGCUACUCCUCCAGCAGUUGUUUCAGCAGUGACUGCAGCAGCAGAAACACCUGUUGUGAUCUCAGUAGUGGAAAGAUCAGUUGUGAGCCUAGUACUAGAAACUACAACAGAAGCACCAACUGCAAUUGCAAUGGCAGAGAGACCUGUUAUGAUCCCAGUGGUACAGACACCAGUUCUGGUUUCAGUGAUUGCAAAAGAGGCUGCACCUCCAGUAUUUCUACCAGCAGUGACUGCAGGACCAGAGGUGGAGACACCAGUUUCAGUACCAGAAGCACCUGCUGUGAUCCUAGCAGUACAAACACCAAUGAAAGAACAGGUAGCACAGACACGGACAACACCAGCCAUGGUCUUAGUAAAGGCAACAUCAGUUGUAACUGGGAUGGAGGCACCCACUGUGACCGGGACACCUUUAUCCCAUGGGGUGAUGGGACCAGCUGUUGCCACAGUUAUAGUAGCAACAGCUCCACCUGUUGCUACACCAGAAGUAAAGAAAACAAUGUUGCAGGUAGUUGAACAGGAGAAAAGGGAAGCAAAGUCAGAGGCUUCAGUUGUGUCUAAAGAUGUUGAACCACCAUUUGUGGCUGCGAAAGAGGUAAAGAUAUCAGUUUUAACUCAAGAGUGUAUAUCAGAUGAAGAAAAUGGGAAGGCUUCCUUGCGGCAUACUUCAACAGAACCUCAGUCAGAGGUAGAGGAGGAUGUGUGGGAGGAUGCUGUAGAUAAUAUUGGAGAUUCCCCAUGUCAGGUGACAUACACAGAGGAUGCGCCCCAAGAUACUGCUGCUAAACAAACAUCUGAUGCUGCAAUUUGAUAGUGGCGUGCUAAACCAGAUGAACGAUUUGAUGAGUUGAUGCAAGUUUAACAAGGAUAAUUAAGAACAUUUUACACCUGGAGGAGGCUGUACUCAGCACAAAAUCAGCUGGGAUUCACAUUUCUGACAACGAAAAAAAUGUAAAGUUACACUGCAUCAUUAAAGUUCCAUUAAGCAAAGGUGAAACCAAAAACAGUAGUUAUUCAGUGGAGAGGCUGUUUUUUUUUUUACUUUCAUGCAGAAAAUAUUUUAACAUAUAAACCCCUUCAAAAGCUAUUUUGAUAUAUUUUUUACUGAGGAUAUUUGUCAUAAAUGUAUGAAUUGUUUUAUCAUUAUUCAGACAUUAGCAUAAGCUUAUGCCACAUGAUAUCAUGUUGUAAGAAAAUGAUUAUCAUUGUAAAAGGAUGUGCAAUUCCUGGGUUUUGAAAUACUAAAGUACUAAAAACACUAAAAGUGUUAAAGAUAUUCACUAAAUCAAAGGUAAUAUCCAUUUGAAACAUCAUAUAAAAUUCAAUUCAGUUCAAGUUUACUUGUAUAGUGCUUCUUACGAUACAGAUCAUUGCAAAGCAACAGUACAGAAAAUUUAGUUUCUACAAUAUUUAGUAUAUACCGCUUGAUAUGCAUCUAGGAUACAUUUAUUUUAUACUUGGUAUAUAGUAAGAUGUAGACAGUUACUGAAACUGACAGAUUGUUUAAUUUGUUUUACAAAGUACAGUCAAAAUCUUAUCAAACUUAUGAUUUAUUUUUUUGUUUCCAUGUCAUUGUUAUGACUAUUGUUUUUGUAAUUAACAAUUUUGAUUUACAGAAACACCCAAUUUUAGAAAAUAUUUUUGACUAUAUUUUUGGCAUAAAAAUGAAGCAUGCAAUCUAAAAUUGCAACUACUGACUUUUCACCAUGUAAGUUCUUUUAUUUUUCUCUGAGUAUCAAAACACUCUGUACUGCAUACGAUUGUUACACAGUUGAGCAUUUUUGUUCAUAUUAUACAGCCUGCCUUGCCUGUAUUACAGUGGUUUGCAUCUGGCCUGAUGCAAUAAGCCACAGCAGUAUUGAAAACAAAUUUUUUACUUAUUCUAAUAUAUUGCUAAGAAGUGUUCGAAACCACAUGUACAGGUUAUGCAUCUUUAAAGAAAUUGCAAUAUUAACAAUCAACUAAAUACAGGAGUGUAGUAUUGUUCCUGGAUUUUGCAAUAUUUAAAAAUGUAUGGUUUAAUACAAAUUAUAAUUGUAAGUUUUAUUUAAAUAAAAGAAAAGUUACCAA